AUGUCUGCCUCUCCGAUGUCGCCUCUUUUAUCAGGGCUGGGUGUCCUUACCGCUGCUGCUGUUUCCCAGGGAAAAGGCCAAAUACCUGCCGUUGAUCACCGGAAAGCAGAGAUCAAGAAUACGGAGAGAAAGUCCGUAGCUUCCACUCAACAAUUAAAGCGCAGGUCUGGUUCCGCAGAUGGAAAUGAGAAUGGCAGUAAACUCGAUAUCACUAACAUGACUCACACGAGUCGUCACAUAACGCCUCCACCAAAUGAACCCAGGGAUGAGUUCGAGAUGUCUAACGAUGCAUCGUUUAGUGAUCCGCACUCUCCACUUUAUGUACAGCCAACUUUGAAGGAGAAGCUAAAUACCGCUUGCGCUUAUGAACAUAAACACCUUAUCGGUCGGUUUUGCUUUCACUGCCGUCAUAUGGAAAUGCCAUGGGGAGAUGAUCUUCCAAUUGCUGUCGACGAUAGUGGUACCGAAAUUCGAAAGGCCCCACAAGGCUCACUACUAGAAGGAAUCAAGGAUCUGGCGGAACCAUUUGAGAUUUCCCAACUUGCUAUAUUUAUCGAAUUUCGCACUAUACUACAAGAUCUUAAUACUCUUCCUGGUCUCGCUGAAAGCCUCAGAUUCUUCCCAAAUUUGCAUGAAGUUGCUAGUCGGAUUACAGGUCUCACCAAAGAGCUUGAAACAUUGGUGGAUGAAAGUGAACGUGAGCAACUGCCACAUUGGUUCAACAAUCUUCAUGAGUUAUUAAAAGAUCCAACUUUAACUCAUGACCAAUACUUGACACGGGUAGCCCAAGAGUGGAGCUUGCGACCUACGAAUGAAGGUAUCUGCCGGGUGAAAUCCAAAGCUCCCGAAUCAGACUCUUUUCGAAUCUCGACAGGAGUAUUUACGAAGCCUCUGGUAACGCUCACCAGGGAAGAUGCGAUCAAGAACGAUAUAGAGAUACACAAUGAAGCUGAGGUUGACGAGCUAAUCAAUCAUCUUGAUAGGAACGAAAGCCGAGGUCCAGGGUAUGUCCAAUUUACACUCGACUUCGUAAACUGGUUGAGAGGAGGAGCACACAACACUGGCCAUGAUGCACCACAAUGGGGUCCUCAUUAUGCUAAAGAAUUUUAUGAUCUUCACUAUCCAGCACAUGCAGAAGUACAUAAUACGAACAACAAUUUAUCCUGUUCUAGUGGCCGGUUGGAUUUCUCCCGCCGUCAAAAUUCGGCACCCACCACACCCCGUUGCAAUGAAGAAGAUUCCGAUGUUGAGGUCUACGAUAGCAAUGAUGAUGAGGCAGAGCUUGAAGGUGCUUACUUCAAGAAACUCCCCGAGGUAAAGAAAAACACACCAGGACGUGCCAAUGUCAAGUGGCGCUUCGUUGAAGGAACCGAUAUCGAGAAUGCCGAACUCGGAAAACCUGAUCCUAGCAAAUUUUAUCUGACCCGUCAAAAUGUAGAUGAUCCGCUUGAGAUUGAUCUCCGCCAGUAUGCACAGAUUGCUGGAUUCAAUUGGGAUGACCCGACACAUAUCAGAAGGCUUAAUAAGGCUAGGGCUCAAAAUCGUAAACGAACUCAUGGUAAUAUUGCCGAAACACGCAUUCCCUGGACACAGAUGGAGAAGAUUUGCCUUGAAGAGGAGGUACGCGAUGCUAUUAAAGCUGGUUUCGAUAGGCGCACGAUGAAUUGGGAUGAGAUUGCAAUUCGUCUCAAGGAAAGAUUCGAGGGAGUUCUUCAGCCAAAGGGUUCAAAGUUGGCACCAGGAGUGGAAAGAGAAACUAAGGAUGGGAAAAAAGAUAAGAGUAAGUAAUCCUUCGGCGUCGUUUUCUGUGAAAUGAAAUUGUUCGGGCUUCUCUCCGAAUUCCGGACGGCAAUAGUGAAUUCAAUUCCUAUUUGAAGUAUGGUAGCUAAUCAUUGGUAUACAACAGCUCUCAAGACCACUCGCAGUGACCGUACAGGCUACAAUCGUAGUGGCUCCGCAACUGAAACCCAGGCCAUGAAAUACUCCGAUAUUCUCGAGUUGAUCAACAAAGCAACAGGACUUGGUGGCAAAGGAGGCCGUGGUAUAAUCCGAGGUCCUCGUCGCAAUGUCUCGGAAAUGAUGGAUGGCGAGCAAAAUGAAGAGGAUAAUAGACCAAAAAAGAAACUCAAGACGCUCACUCGCCAUUUUUCAGCCAGCCCGCCUCCUCGUACGAUCGAUAAGUACUAUGACGAUGACAAAGAUAAACUAUCUCCUCCGCCUACUAGUGCACCCGGUCUGAAAUCUGCUUUCAGUUUGAAGUUCGGUAAGAGUAAUGCAAAGGAGUUUGUCGCCAAGUCAGACAGAAUUUAG
Messenger RNA from Sclerotinia trifoliorum, 2310 nucleotides. Lineage: Eukaryota; Fungi; Ascomycota; Leotiomycetes; Helotiales; Sclerotiniaceae. The record is from the annotation of a GenBank genome assembly.